Messenger RNA from Marasmius oreades (fairy-ring Marasmius), 1974 nucleotides. RefSeq lists its product as uncharacterized. The transcript is spliced from 6 exons. The record is from RefSeq and is a predicted model, not a curated record. Gene Ontology annotation, molecular function: metal ion binding. The coding region runs from base 1 to 1974 and encodes 657 amino acids. NCBI's taxonomy places the organism in Eukaryota, Fungi, Basidiomycota, Agaricomycetes, Agaricales, Marasmiaceae.
AUGCCUUUUCCUCGAUGCAGAUAUUAUGAUGAUGCUGGCGGACCGAUUCGUGGAGGUUGCAAAAGCCAAAGAUGUAGAUUCGCCCACCCCGACAGCAGUGAUUGGGAACGAGCUCCUAAACCAAAUCGGACAAAUUAUCACGGUUCUUUACAUGGGCGUCGUAACUCGGAUACAGAGAGCACCAAUACCAAUGUCGCUGACCGAAUUGCGAGUUCAACGUGGUCCCUACCCUCUUCACCACCGAAAAGGAAAGUCAGUGAAGAUCGCGGCAAUGAUUCCUGGGCCAAUAUAAUCGACAGCGCUUGCGGCCCUCCAGAAUCUGGUGAUGGUAAACGCACGGCCGCAAUGGACCGCAAUGAUCUGAACCAUUCAAACAGUGUUUGGGGGAGUUCUAAGAAGGUCAUCCAGGCUCCGAGCAGUUCGAAUUCUUGGGGAGCUGAGGGAAGUUCGUGGGGUAACUCUGAUAAUAGUACAUGGGGAGAUACUCCAGCAACAUGGGACAAAAAUGUCGCAGCGGCAUGGGGUACUCUGGACAGCGACAGCAACAAAGACUCUGGAAAACCAUCGGAGAAACAGAAGGGAAAACAACCUCAAGCGUCAACAUCUUCUUGGGGAACGAUCGAGGGUAAAAAGACACUGGUCGCGACACCUGCGCCUGCUUCAUCCAGAACAAGUAUCGAACGGACCACGCCUGUAGUACCUCCCAUCCCCACCAACCUCCCGAAACCAUCUGCUUGGUCGCCGAUUGAGCCUUCGUCAUCCGCGACCUCUCACAAGGCAUAUUCGAAUUCCCCUACCAUCCCUCAACAUGCUCCAUUUUCCAUUCGGAUGUCUACAAAACCAUCUGAACGUCUUACUUUGAAGGCAGCGGAAAAGACUCGUGAAGCGUCGCCUGUGUUCAGCGAACGGUCACUGAGCUCUGCAACUGUCGACAAACAACGAUCACAUUACAGGAAAGCUAUAGAGAAAAUGGUCACAAUUUCCCUCCUGAAGCAACAGCUGGAGAAAUCUCAGCAGAAACUCCUUCGAUGGAAAGAAAUACAGAAAUCGCGGCGCUUUGCGAGAGUACGGGUCGGAGGCGCCAAGAAACUGGACGAUACGCGUCGCUUUUUAACCAAGGAUUGUCAAGGAAUUCAUACACGAAUUGAACGCGAGGAGAAAUCCCUAUACGAUAUACCUGACUUUUUUGCAUCUACCAAGUUAGAUAUCACGGGUUUCAAUGAGAAGACGGCACAGUAUCUUGCAGAGGUAGAAGAGUGGAUCUCUGACAUGGAGAAAGGAGGGGAAACAGCAAAAGCGGAAGAGAAACAAGGGGGAGAUAAUCAAACCUCUGAGGAGCCUGAACUUAGUCCUAUGCUGAGAAAAUGGGCCGAGCUGAAGGACAAGGUGAAGAGCCUAGAGGAAAAGCUGGAUGACAUUGCGGCGGAGAUUGAGGACUACCGCAAUUUCGACGUUAACGAAGAAGCAAAUAUCAUCGUACAGGACAUGCUUCGGUCGAAGGCGGAAGUGGUUCAGCCUCAAAUUCAAGAACAACAGGCAAUUCUUCUCGAACUGAAGGCAAAGCUCCAGAGUCGACAGGAACUCUUACAAACGAUGCAGGAGAGACACAAAGAGAAUCUGAACACCAAAGCCGAAAUUGAGAAAACGUUGGCUACAUUUGCUGAAUUGGGAGAGAUGCGCAGGACCAGGAUCCUUAGUCUGAGGAGAGAGAUCAUCAAUCUCCAUAACCUCAAACCGAUAUCAUAUCGCGAACACCUCAGUCCUCAGAUCAAGGAUUUCGUGGACACCAUAGUCAAUGAGCAAGUUAUUCCUGCGUUCAAUGCCCUCGCUGUUCAGUGCCACAAAGCAGCGGAACAAUCCCAUGUAUUGGCUGCUACGAAAAUUGACGAGACCCUCCGUCCCAUAGAGGCAUUCAUUACUGGGAUACAAGCUGACGCAGCUCGUGAAGCCAAUCUUGUCAGAAGCCGCUAUUGA